Messenger RNA from Camelina sativa (false flax), 3200 nucleotides. The record is from RefSeq and is a predicted model, not a curated record. NCBI's taxonomy places the organism in Eukaryota, Viridiplantae, Streptophyta, Magnoliopsida, Brassicales, Brassicaceae.
CUUCAAAGAAAGACCAGCAGCAGUACUGGUCAGUCCCUUUCCGGCCUUAUCGCUACGUACCUCCUGGAAAGUUUGCUGAAGCUUUUCGUUCAUAUUCAACUGGCAAGAAGUUGGCAAAGAAACUUGAGGUUCCAUUUGAUAAACGGUUCAAUCAUUCAGCCGCUUUAUCGACAUCUCAAUACGGUGUUAAGAAGGGUGAACUUCUCAAGAUCAACUUUUCCUGGCAGAAGCAACUGAUGAAGCAAAAUGCAUUUAUUUAUGUGUUCAAGUUUGUUCAGGUUAUUAUUUUUGCCUUAAUCACAAUGACUGUCUUUUGCCGGACAACAAUGCACCACAAGACUAUUGAUGAUGGCAACAUAUAUCUUGGGUCGCUUUACUUUUCCAUGGUUAUCAUUCUCUUUAACGGAUUCACCGAGGUUCCAAUGCUAGUAGCCAAGCUUCCUGUUCUUUAUAAGCACAGAGACUUACAUUUUUACCCAAGCUGGGCUUAUACAUUACCUUCCUGGCUUUUGAGUAUCCCUACUUCAAUUAUAGAAUCAGCAACAUGGGUGGCAGUAACAUAUUAUACAAUUGGAUAUGAUCCUCUUUUCUCCAGGUUUCUUCAGCAGUUCUUGCUGUAUUUCUCUCUGCAUCAGAUGUCCUUGGGUCUUUUCCGCGUUAUGGGUUCUUUAGGCCGACAUAUGAUAGUUGCCAAUACGUUUGGGUCCUUUGCAAUGCUGGUGGUCAUGACGCUUGGAGGAUUUAUAAUAUCCAGAGAUAGCAUACCAAGCUGGUGGAUUUGGGGUUACUGGGUUUCUCCUUUGAUGUAUGCUCAAAACGCAGCUUCCGUGAAUGAGUUUCUUGGCCAUAAUUGGCAAAAGAGUGCUGGGAAUCAUACCAGCGACUCUCUUGGUUUGGCAUUGUUGAAAGAAAGAAGUUUGUUCUCUGGGAACUACUGGUAUUGGAUCGGUAUCGGUGCCUUGCUUGGAUACACAGUUGUAUUCAAUAUACUAUUUACGCUGUUCCUAGCACAUCUCAACCCUUGGGGCAAGUUUCAAGCUGUUGUAUCCAGAGAAGAGUUGGAUGAGAGAGAAAAGAAAAGGAAAGGUGAUGAUGAGUUUGUUGUGGAACUAAGAGAGUACUUGCAGCAUUCAGGCUCAAUACAUGGAAAAUAUUUCAAGAACCGAGGCAUGGUUCUCCCGUUUCAACCACUAUCAUUGUCUUUCAGCAAUAUCAACUACUAUGUGGAUGUUCCCUUGGGACUAAAAGAACAAGGGAUACUAGAAGACAGGUUGCAGCUACUUGUGAAUAUUACUGGAGCUUUUAGACCGAGUGUUCUUACAGCAUUGGUGGGAGUAAGUGGUGCGGGUAAAACAACGCUCAUGGAUGUUUUAGCUGGAAGAAAAACCGGAGGAACUAUAGAAGGCGAUGUGUACAUAUCUGGUUUUCCCAAAAGGCAGGAAACGUUUGCAAGAAUUUCAGGUUACUGUGAGCAGAACGAUGUUCAUUCUCCAUGCCUAACUGUUGUUGAAUCUCUACUUUUCUCGGCAUGCCUUCGUUUACCAGCUGACAUUGACUCAGAAACACAAAGGGCGUUUGUUCAUGAGGUGAUGGAGCUAGUGGAGCUGACCUCUUUGAGCGGGGCAUUGGUCGGUCUCCCUGGAGUUGAUGGCUUAUCAACUGAACAGAGGAAAAGGCUAACAAUUGCUGUUGAGCUAGUUGCGAACCCUUCUAUAGUAUUCAUGGAUGAGCCAACUUCAGGGUUGGAUGCCAGAGCAGCUGCCAUUGUGAUGAGGACUGUAAGAAAUAUUGUUAACACAGGGCGAACCAUCGUCUGCACGAUUCAUCAGCCUAGCAUCGAUAUUUUUGAGUCAUUUGACGAGCUUUUGUUCAUGAAACGUGGUGGAGAGCUCAUAUAUGCUGGUCCACUUGGUCAAAAAUCAUGUGAACUUGUCAAGUAUUUUGAGUCAAUUGAAGGAGUGCAAAAGAUCAAACCUGGCCAUAAUCCGGCAGCGUGGAUGCUUGACGUCACCUCUUCCACUGAAGAACACCGUCUUGGAGUUGAUUUUGCUGAAAUUUACAGGAAUUCAAAUCUGUGUCAACGCAACAAGGAGCUGAUCGAAGUCCUCAGCAAGCCAAGUAAUACUGCAAAAGAAGUCGAGUUUCCGACCAGAUACUCUCAGUCACUCUAUAGUCAGUUUGUUGCUUGUCUGUGGAAACAAAACCUCUCAUACUGGCGAAACCCACAAUACACUGCAGUUCGGUUCUUCUACACUGUGAUUAUCUCUUUGAUGCUUGGAACCAUAUGUUGGAAAUUUGGCUCAAAAAGGGACACCCAACAACAAUUAUUUAAUGCAAUGGGAUCGAUGUAUGCGGCAGUUCUCUUCAUUGGAAUCACCAAUGCAACCGCUGCACAGCCUGUUGUCUCCAUAGAAAGAUUUGUUUCAUAUCGCGAGAGAGCAGCAGGAAUGUACUCGGCACUUCCCUUUGCAUUUGCACAGGUGUUUAUAGAGUUUCCAUACGUGCUAGCACAAUCCACAAUAUACAGCAGUAUAUUCUAUGCCAUGGCCGCGUUUGAAUGGUCAGCGGUGAAGUUCUUGUGGUACUUAUUCUUCAUGUACUUUUCGAUAAUGUACUUCACCUUCUACGGGAUGAUGACAACAGCAAUCACCCCAAACCACAACGUUGCCUCAAUCAUAGCAGCACCUUUCUACAUGCUCUGGAACCUAUUCAGUGGCUUCAUGAUACCAUAUAAGAGGAUUCCACUGUGGUGGAGAUGGUACUACUGGGCAAACCCGGUGGCGUGGACACUGUAUGGACUAUUGGUAUCUCAGUAUGGAGAUGAUGAGAGAAGGGUGAAACUCUCAGAUGGUAUCCAUCAAGUGAUGGUGAAACAACUGCUUGAGGAUGUAAUGGGAUACAAACAUGACUUCUUAGGAGUCUCUGCUAUAAUGGUGGUGGCCUUUUGCGUCUUCUUCUCCCUUGUCUUUGCUUUCGCCAUUAAAGCCUUCAAUUUCCAGAGAAGAUGAUUGAUGAUUACCAAAACUCUCCAACUCCCACAUAUUUAUAUAUAUAUAUAUAUACACACAUAUACAGAUACCAACUAUUGUUAAUUUGUAUAUUGGGGGGCUUUUAUACCCAAGAAGGCAGGGGAAUGCGCCUAUUCUUCCUCUGCCAUUACAUGUAUGGAUCAAUAAAAGCCUUGUGUUGUGUUUUUAGUU